AUAUCACUUGGCAUGCUUGUUUGUCCGUCCAUUUAUAUUACAUACAUAUAUAUAUAUAUAUAUAUAUACAAACACACACAUACACAUACAUAAAUACAUACAUACACACAUACACAAUAUGCACAUACACACAUACACACAUACACAAUACACACAUACACAUACACAUAUGCACAUAUAUACAUACACUUAUUACACAUACACUUACACACAUACGUAUAUACAACAUACACACAUACCAACAUACAUACAUGUACACCCACACAUACACAUACACAUACACAUACACACACAUACACAUACAUACAUAGACACAUGUACAUACAUAUAUAAUGUUUCUCUGUCUGUCAGCUGAGAAAUUUCUUAACAACGAAGAAAUGAAAAUAAUGUUAAGAUGAGGAUGUAUAUUAAAGUAAGGGAAGA
This is a messenger RNA of Loa loa (African eye worm), 423 nucleotides long. RefSeq lists its product as hypothetical. The transcript has a single exon. Lineage: Eukaryota; Metazoa; Nematoda; Chromadorea; Rhabditida; Onchocercidae. The record is from RefSeq and is a predicted model, not a curated record. The annotation marks the transcript as partial.